Molecule: messenger RNA, 933 nt
Organism: Sitodiplosis mosellana (orange wheat blossom midge)
Lineage: Eukaryota; Metazoa; Arthropoda; Insecta; Diptera; Cecidomyiidae
Product: integrin alpha-PS3-like
Exons: 3
Biological process (GO): cell-matrix adhesion; cell-cell adhesion; cell adhesion mediated by integrin
Cellular component (GO): external side of plasma membrane; integrin complex
Molecular function (GO): integrin binding
Source: RefSeq, a predicted model, not a curated record
AUUCGUAACAAUGGUCCGAGUAAUCUCAAGUCCAUUGAUAUUCUCGUCUCUUUGCCCAUAUCUCUUCUCAAUCCAUGGACACUGGAGAGAGAAAACUUGAUUGACACGAGUAGUUUGACGAUUAGAAGCAUUUACGAUGGACAAUAUUUCGAUGUCGAAUGGAUGCAGAACAACACAGUUUUAAAUUUGCAUGCCGGAGACCCAUUGCAACCAGUGCAAACUGACCCGAAAUAUACGGAAGGAGCUCUAUCAACAACCAACGAAGUGAAUUUGCCCAAGGCUUUGAUUGGGGGCCGAUCUCGUAGAUCACUUGAAAAUAUACAAGACUCUCAUUUUAAUCCAUAUUCGCAAAAAGUCAUCGAAACGAGACAAAGUCGCAGCUCAAUUGCUACAGAUCUAUUCGACAAAUCAUUUGACCCAGAUUUGUUCAGUGUAAAUGACCGUAUCUUGUCUAAUCUGCCAUCCAAUCGUACAAUUCAUUUCGACUGUAAGGACUCAAAUCAAGAAUAUUGCCUGGUGGGAAGUUUCAGGGUGUCCAAUUUCAAAGCAAGUAAUUCUCCUGUUUUGAUCACGUUGAACUUUGCAAUUGAUAUGGCGAAAAUGGCCAGAAUUAUGUCGGGAAAGAGGGAUAUUCUGGUGAUUCGGACAUCGGUUGAAUUCGGAGAAAUAUUCGACGAUGACACAUCCACAGUCCAAGUCGUUCAAAAUCAACCGUUUACAGUAAUUUCGAAAUACGUGGACAAUUCAACUCCUCUGUGGAUUUAUGUACUUUCGAUUAUUUUCGGUCUUUUAUCACUGAUUCUCAUCUCGUACGCGCUGUUCAGAUUUGGAUUCUUCACACGUGGCAAAAGAGAUGAAUUGGUCAAACUGAAGCGGCAAAGCGAAUUGAUAUCAUAUUGGGUUGUGCCGGGGGACGGCAUGGAUGAUGAUUGA